AUGCAAAACCUCCAAACGGCGCCGUACCUCAAGACGAAGAAGAAGCUCCGGUCGGAGCUCCCUCGCCGGAGGAGAUCUCAGAUCUCUCCGGUUCUGUACUCGUCUCUCAAGUUCAAUGCCCCCAGUGAGACCUCUGGUUUCUCUUCCUUCUCUGUGAACUCGAACUCGUGCUCGUACUUCGGCGGUGAAGUUUCGUGCGAGUCAAGCAGAGUUUCCGUUGGAUCUGAGAGCGAGGCGAGGUCGAGUUUGAGGAAGAGACACUUCGACGAAACUGAGAAACACCGUAAAAUACUGUUUCGUAGAGUUACUAGAUCGUAUAAUGGAGGAAAGGCGGAGAAGAAAGAGGUCGGUGGAGACGGCGAACCAGAGGUUUCUGAGUCGUCGUGUGUGGAGUCCAAUUCUGGAGCUCAUUUUGGGGGUUUCGUUGACAGAAAGUUGAAGCUAAAGAGUAAGAGAGGAAAAGGAAGUGAGAUUGUGAACGAAAUUGGAGGAAACGAAGGUUCUGAAGCAGUUAGUAGACCAGAGAUUUCCGAGUCCGAUAAGGUCUCAUUGGAAUUCAAGGAAAACGAAGUUACGUCAUUCAACUCUGGCAUCGAAUUGUGCUCUGAAUCGAAAUUAGCAGAGAAAACGGUCAAAGACGGCGAAAACAGAGCACCGGAAUUUGAAUUCCCUGGAAUUUCUGAAAACUACUUCGGUGAAAAUUUCGCGAUUUCAAACUCUGAAUUGACGAUAGAGCAGAGGCCAGACAGCUUGCAAAUCGAUUCUGACCUUGGUUGUAAGGAGCAGUUCUCCUACGACGACGUCUCAGAGUACUCUUCGAGUCAGACAUUGUCGGAGCUCCAAUCGAAUAUUUUCGACGAAAAUUCCGAGCUCAGUCUCUCAGAGUACACUCCGUCUAUUUACUUCAAUUCUGGAAGCGAAUUCUCGGAGCGCUCGGAUGAAGAUUCAACUCAUUCACCUACUUUCACCUUGCUCCUUCAAUACAGAGAAGAAUUUACGAGAUCGAGCACUGCUUUAUAUUUCAUUGCUGCUUCCUGCGUUAAAGAACUUUAUAAGGAUGAUUAUACAUUUCUUAAGUUCGAAGACGAGGAGGACGAAGCGAGCUAUCAGCUGCUUAGGAACAGAGAGAGGAUACAAGUAUUUUUGCGAGACUACACGGAGGAGUACUCUUCCACGACGGAAUGCGGCGAUCUUAUCCUCCAGCAACGGUGGCAAAUGGUCCGUUGGAUCGUCGAGCGAUCGAAUCAAACGAAGCUACAGCAGGAAACGAAGUUUCUAGGAGUUAGCCUCCUUGACCGAUUCUUAAGCAAAGGAUUUUUCAAGAGCAAAAGGAUCCUUCAGAUUGUUGGAAUAGCCUGUCUAACUCUAGCCACCAGAAUAGAAGAAAAUCAGCCCUACAACUGCGUUCGGAAAAGGGAUUUCCAUGUAGGAAGCAAUGUGUACAGCAGAUGUGAAGUGGUUGCUAUGGAAUGGCUAGUUCAGGAGGUCCUCAGCUUCCAGUGCUUUCUGCCCACCAUCUAUAACUUCUUAUGGUUCUACCUGAGAGCUGCUAGAGCUGAUGCCCAAGUGGAGAAGAGAGCCAAGUACUUGGCAGUGCUGCAGAUGUCGGACCAUGUGCAACUUCGUUACUGGCCUUCAACAGUUGCAGCUGCGCUUGUCAUCCUUGCUUCUUUAGAAGGCAAUCAUGAGGCGUCCCGCCAACGAGUCAUAGAGACUCAUGUGAGAACAGAAGGUGAUGAUUUACAUGAAUGCAUAGAGAGCCUAGAGUGGUUGUUACAUUAUGUGUGACUUAUGUUUGCCGACUCCCUUAUCAAAGAGAUGGAUGGAAGGGAGAUCAAGGUAAAGCCUGAUCAAUAGGUAACAAAACAAAUCUGAUUUUUUUCGUCAAUUAAGACGACCGUGCAGCU
Prunus avium (sweet cherry) is the source of this 1907-nucleotide messenger RNA. The record is from RefSeq and is a predicted model, not a curated record. NCBI's taxonomy places the organism in Eukaryota, Viridiplantae, Streptophyta, Magnoliopsida, Rosales, Rosaceae.